Molecule: messenger RNA, 1020 nt
Organism: Phaeoacremonium minimum UCRPA7
Lineage: Eukaryota; Fungi; Ascomycota; Sordariomycetes; Togniniales; Togniniaceae
Product: putative quinone oxidoreductase protein
Exons: 3
Coding region: 1-1020 (339 amino acids)
Biological process (GO): cellular response to oxidative stress
Cellular component (GO): cytoplasm
Molecular function (GO): quinone reductase (NADPH) activity
Source: RefSeq, a predicted model, not a curated record
AUGGCGGCUCCGGAGUCAGUCCCGAAGACAAUGUCCGGCAUUCUCAUUGAGAAGCCGGGUGGUGUUGAAGUACUAGGCUGGAAGGAAGAUCUGACCGUUCCUGAGCUCAAAGAGGGACAGAUCCUCGUCAAGAAUGAGUUUGCCGGCGUGAAUUAUAUUGACACAUAUUUCCGCAAUGGCAUGUACAAGUCAGACUACCCUCUUAUCACUGGAAAGGAAGCAGCCGGUGUUGUUGUAGCCGUGCACGAUUCCGUUAAGGCUUUCGCGCCUGGCGACCGGGUGGUCUAUCUCGACGAGCACACCUAUGCGCAGUACUCAGCUAUCCCUGCCAUUAAGGCAGUCACGAUUCCAGACGGGAUCACCACCAAGCAAGCUGCGGCGUCGAUGCUGCAAGGUCUGACAGCUUUGACGUUCAUCCGCGAAGCCGCUGGCUUACACCCCACCGCGACCUUGGGCGUUGGCCAAGGACCGUGGGUGCUCGUCCAUGCGGCGGCAGGAGGUGCAGGAACUCAACUGUGCCAGAUGUUGCACGCCACGGGCGCAAAGGUCAUCGGAACAGCUGGUGGGGAGGCGAAGAUGGAAAUCGCAAGGAAGAACGGCGCACAAUGGGUGAUUGACAGUCGCGCUGAUGACCUGGUGGAGAAGGUCAAGGAGAUCACCAACGGCCACGGCCCAGACGUGAUCUUCGAUGGCGUGGGGAUAGCAACGUUCAGUAAAGAUUUGGAGAUGAUUGCGCGGAAAGGCACUUUGAUCUCUUACGGUAAUGCCUCCGGCAAAGUGCCACCUUUCGACCUCCUUGAUCUCGGUCCCAAAAACGUCAAACUUCUACGACCCGUAGUAUUCAACUACAUCGCAACCAGAGAAGAGUUGGAAACUUACACUAGGGAGCUAUUCGACUUCAUCUUAUCAGGCAAGGUCGACGUCAAGAUCCAUGAGGUGUACCCUCUCAAGGAUGUUGGCCGUGCACAUUCGGAUCUUGAGGGGCGGAAGACAACGGGCAAGCUAUUACUUCAGGUAUAA